Messenger RNA from Hypanus sabinus (Atlantic stingray), 985 nucleotides. It is a transcript of the gene fkbp7, whose product is annotated as FKBP prolyl isomerase 7. The transcript has 4 exons. NCBI's taxonomy places the organism in Eukaryota, Metazoa, Chordata, Chondrichthyes, Myliobatiformes, Dasyatidae. Gene Ontology annotation, molecular function: peptidyl-prolyl cis-trans isomerase activity; calcium ion binding. The record is from RefSeq and is a predicted model, not a curated record. Bases 88 to 726 code for a protein of 212 amino acids.
ACGUGGAACUGGGAUACGUGGCAGUUCGGCUUCUUACCGGAGCGGUUGUUGAGAGAAUAAAGCCCAGUAAGCCCGACAAAAUCCGACAUGAAUCGUCCAGGCGGCUUAUUCUUCUGCUUGCUGGCUUCUUCAGCUCUCUUAAGUGACGUUGACGCGUUCCGAGAAGAAGUGAAGAUCGAAGUUUUGUACAAGCCACAGCUGUGUCUCCGGAAGAGCAAACGGGGAGAUGCGCUGAACGCACAUUGUGAUGGUUACCUUGUGGACGGCACGAAGUUUUACUGCAGUCGUGAAGACAGUGCAGGUCAUCCUAAGUGGUUUGUGCUUGGUGUUGGCCAAGUAAUAAAAGGAUUAGACAUUGGCAUGACCGACAUGUGUGAAGGAGAAAAAAGAAAACUAAUUAUACCACCUUCACUGGGAUAUGGAAUGAAUGGUAAAGAUAAAAUACCCCCUAAUGCAACCCUGAUUUUUGAAGUUGAACUGUAUACAGUGAGAAAUGGACCACGGAGCGUGGAGUCUUUUAAAGCAAUUGAUUUGAAUGGUGAUCGACUACUCUCUCAGCAGGAGUUGAAGAUAUAUGUGCACGAAGAGUUUACAAGGGAUAAUAGAAUCCAAGAUCCCUCUUACAAGGAAAAAGUUCUCUAUGAUAUUCUCCGAAAAAACGACGUCGAUGGAGAUGGCUACAUUUCUGCUAGGGAAUACAAUGUUUUCAAUCAUGAUGAGCUUUAGAAUUGUGCAAUAAAAUUGAAUUUCUAUCUAUUAAAGUGCUUUUUUUAAAUAUCUAUAAGGUUAUUAAAUAUACAUUUACUGUGGUACUGCAAUGAGCAAACAUACUGCAAAGCAUCACCUUUUGAUGUCUAAAAUGUUUUUUAAGCCUGACAUUAUGUUUGAUAUUCACAAAAACUGAGGACUGCGUAACUCUCCUUUUUAGAAUUUAAAUAAUAUUGUACUGUUUUGAUCACUCAAAUAAAUAUUUUGAGCAAAUGAA